This is a messenger RNA of Gigantopelta aegis, 3754 nucleotides long. Its product is annotated as tryptophan 2,3-dioxygenase-like. Bases 558 to 2747 code for a protein of 729 amino acids. The transcript is spliced from 2 exons. Gene Ontology annotation, molecular function: L-tryptophan 2,3-dioxygenase activity; metal ion binding; heme binding. The record is from RefSeq and is a predicted model, not a curated record. NCBI's taxonomy places the organism in Eukaryota, Metazoa, Mollusca, Gastropoda, Neomphalida, Peltospiridae.
ACAUGUCGUCGGUGUUCUUUCAAAACAUCGUAACUACACAUUCCCGCCAAAACCACUUUUUGCUGGAAUCGUAAUCUCUGGUUCCUAAUACGCCGUGUGUUACACAGUAAUACGUGAAGACUGGCGGGAACAUAUUGUGUGCAGUAAUUUUAAAAGCUCGUAUAUCCAUGUGCAACAUUUUUGUUAUUUCAAAAUGUCGUAUGUGCGAACAUUUUUCUUACAGUUUCGGUCUUUUGUAUCAGAAGUUAAAUUGUGUCCGAAGUGUCCAGAUGUCAUUCAUAAAAGACUACAAAGUUCCAACUGAAUGAAAGCAGCUCAGUGUACUAUGUCGUCAAAGUGGCUGCGUUUACCUGAUGAUCAACAAUUCUCAAAUAACAUUGUAAACCUUCUUUCACAAAGGGAACUGGGGAAGAAUGCAUUUAAAGGAAUGCAUUAUAAUUUCCUAACGCAUGCAUAUUAUACCCUGUUUAAGAAAACUGCCCCAAGAUACAUUAUAGUAGAGCAAGAAGGAAAUGAAUAUCAGUUUAUAGAAAUGAAAUUCCACCCAUACUGUAAAAAUGGAUGCUAGUAAGUUUAAUCAGUUUUCUCGAGGGCAAAUGUGUGUUCAGUUAUCAUUAAAUGCUUCCAAAAUAUCACAAAAGGACGCAACAACAACAAACACUACAAAUGUUAUGCAUAAAGCAGCAGACUGUCUAAGUGGAGAAAGUAGCUCCAUUAAUCAAACUAACAAACCAAAUACAGACGUUAAUGAUAUCAACUCUUUAACCCCAAACACGCAAACUAUACCCCCAGAAACCAAUAGGAAAGUUUUACAUAUACGAAUUCAAGGCACGACUGUUACCGAACUUAGAAAUGAUUUAGAUAUUGAAUGUCACGAAUCAGAUUUAGAAUUAGAGGAAAAUGAUGUUUCAAAUUCGAUAUGGGGUGAAGCAAGUGGUAAUAGUAAUAAUUCUCCAGAUGUGUUGGGUGAUGCUGGUCUUGUUCUAGAUGGUAACACGCCAGUUAAAAGGCGACGUGCAAAGAAAGGGGAGAGUGAUAAAAGUACCUGGGUAAGAGAGAGAAAUAAAACACUUAGAAUGAAGGGGAAAGAGUAUUGUGGGCAGGAACGAGUGGAAGGAAAGUAUACACAGACAAAGGAAGUGAAACAGAGAGGCAUUAGACCACCAUGUAAUUGCCAUCACAGUAAAACAUCAACAUCAACAAAACUACAUUGCAAUGCAUUUAAUUCAAAUGAGAGAGAGAUAAUAUUUAAUACAUUUUGGGAUGAGAUGACCUGGGAUCAAAAGAAGGUUUAUGUUAAAACAUUAAUGACAGCAUCUUUCCCAAAAAGGAAGACAUCAAAACAGACAGAAUCUAGGAGAAAAACCAGCUGGACGUAUCAUCUAAACAAAGGUGACAUGUUAAUCCAGGUCUGUAAACAAAUGUUCCUAACAACACUAGGUUUGGGUGAGAAAAUGGUUUAUGGGUGGAUUAGCCAAGACAAGGAAGAAAAAGAUAAGGAAAUGAUAUCACCAGGUGUUAAAAGGAGAGAGAGACUUUCAAAUGACCCACAUAGAAAUGAUGUCAAAGAAUUUUUCGAUAAUCUUCCAAAAAUGCCUUCUCACUACUGCAGGUCCACUUCGGACAAACUGUACCUGGAACCAGUGUUUAGGAAUAUGAUGGAACUUUACCACGUAUUUUUGGGCUAUUGCAAAGAAAAUGAUAUUCCACGAGAUCCAGUUAAGAUUAAAACGUUUUGUAAUGUUUUUCAGGAUAUGAAUUUAGCGCUUUUUAAACCAAAAAAAGAUCAAUGCGAUAUCUGUUGUGCACAUGAAAAUAAAAAUAUUUCAGAUGAAAUAUACCAGAGACACAUAGAAAGAAAAGAUGAAGCAAGACGUGAAAAGAUACAAGACAAAGACUGGGCAGAAAAAGGAAAUGAGGGUCAUGUGGUGACUAUGGACCUGCAGGCCGUUCUCCUGUCCCCUAGAGUGACUGCAAGUGCCAUGUACUACAAAACUAAGUUAGCCUGCCAUAACUUCACAAUUUAUGACUUGACCAGCAAGAACGUCACUUGCUACUUCUGGCAUGAGGGUCAAGGUGAUUUGUCAGCAAAUACAUUUGCUUCUUGUGUAGUCGACUAUAUCAAAGCUGUAGAUGGAAACAAGGAUCCGUUUAUCAUGUACAGUGAUGGGUGUACUUACCAGAAUAGAAAUGUGUAUAUGGCUAACGCAUUGCUGCGUUUAUCCAUUGACGAGAAUAUAGUGAUUUACCAAAAGAUUUUGGAAAAAGGUCACACACAAAUGGAGUGUGACUCUGUGCACAGCACAGUGGAAGGAAAACUAAAACAUAGGCCAAUAUACUGUCCAGCAAAUUAUAUAGAUGUUCUUCACUCUGCCAGACCAAGACAGCCAUACACUGUGAAAUAUCUGUCAUAUGAUUUUUUUAAAGAUCAUAGACAUCCUUGGAUGUACAACUCCAUUCGACCAGGCUCAAAAGCAGGUGAUCCCGUUGUCACAGAUAUUCGGGUCCUGAAAUAUACACCUGAUGGAACCAUCCAGUACAAACUUCAGUAUACAGACGAGUUCCGGGAUCUUCCAAGAAGGUCAAGAUCACGCCUGAGUAUUGAAGGAAUUCAGGAAUGUACUGUGCAACAACUUCUCAGCGGACCAGUUCCGAUCAGUGGUACUAAAUACAACCACCUGCAGGAACUCAAGUCUGUAAUUCCCCAAGACUACCAUUUGUUCUAUGACUCGUUGGCUCAUCACUAACAAUAAGAAUCUUUCAAACUAACUGCUGUGUUUAGACACAAUAUGGUCUAGUCAUCACAUUAAAUGUUUUUGUUUAUUAUAAUAUUACACCCUUGGAAUACCACACUAAGUAUCAUGACUUGCAAUUUAGUUCAUUUGUUUAAAUAUUGAAAUCAAGUUUGGGUGCUAGUAACGAUUGUAUUAAUUAUACUCCGACCGUGAGUAUGGUUUAGUUGGUUAGUCAACUGGUUAGACCUGAUUGAGUGUUUAAAUGUGUGUGUGUUGUACUGUUUUACUUGAUUAAUAAACCAUUAUUCUUCGUAUUCUUUAUCCUGGUUUGUUUCAUUGGUAAAUAUGAAUUACAGCAGAUUGACUGUCAUUUGUCUGAAAAUUAUUAGUUUAAAUGACUCAACAUAUAAGGGGUUAAGGUAAAUUCAUUGAUUGUUAGUAACACAUUUUAAAUAAUCAGCUACAUAUUUCAGUCACAAAAAAAGCUUAAAAGUAACCCUGGUAUCCACUUUAUGUGUGCAUCGUAUGCCCCAAUGUAAGUUGCAUAAUAUCGUAAGUAUGAAUUUUAGCAUUAUUAUAAAAUCAAAAAGUCGUAACUGCCAUCCCGACCUACUUAGCACAGCUGCAGUGUUAUUGAACAUGUUCACCAUUAAAGACCUUUUAGAAACAUGUUUAAGCCAGAGCUUACGUUUGUAGCUAGGCCGACAUUAGAUAAAAUAAUUUUUCGUAGCUCCUGUAAAAUUUCAAAAUACGUAGUUACGAUGUUUUGAAAGAACACCGACGAUGUGCUUGUUUCUUAAUUCAUACGUUUACUCUUGUUUUUACUGAUUGAGUAUUUUAAAUACAUGUGCUUGUUUCUUAAUUCAUACGUUUACUCUUGUUUCACUGACUGAGUAUUUUAAAUACAUGUGCUUGUUUCUUAAUUCAUAUAUUUACUCUUGUUUUCACUGACUGAGUAUUUAAAAUACAUGUGUAUGUUUCUUAAUUCAUACGUUUACUAUUGUUUUCACUGAUUGAUU